AUGAUAUUAUGUGAAACAAGAAGAAGAUAAAGAAGAAAUGGAGUUCAUGCUGAAACCGAAGAAGAAUAUCUUUAAGUUUAAAAUCAACUUUAACUAUCCUUUAGAAAUUAGCCAAAUAAGAUGAAUGCCAAUAAAUACUCUUAGAACACUAACAGCCUUCUCCAUAACUUGAAGGAUUUAUUAUAAAUCAUGAUUUUUCAUUUGAUCCAUUUAGUUCUGAGCCAAUCUUCUUGCUUGAAAAGGCCACUAUUUAUAAAUCUCACUUUCUAUUGUUGAUUUGUGAGGAUUUUUCUAUGAAUCUAAAGAGAUUGUAAUCUAUUUUAGAUUCCUGUAAGUUUAAUCUGAUUAAACUUAGCAGAAACUUCAGAUAAUCUAACUGAUAGCACUACCGAAGAAUAGACAUAAUCAAGCUACAUCAUUUUUAAAUAAGAUUGUUAUGUUCAUACAAUUACUUUUGGAAAUGUAAUUCAUAAAUUCCAUAUUUGGAUACUCAAUCACUUAAAUCCAUUAUAGAUUUUCUAAGGUAUAAAUUUAAAAUAAUUUAGAAUUGUAUUAUCCUUUAUUCAAUGCAUUCGUUGUUGUUGUCAAUAAAGGAAAUAAUAGCAAAUAAAAUUUAUUUUAGGCAGAAUUUACAAAAAUGCUUUAAUUUAAUUAAUCAGUUUAAUAUCACACUAUUUCGGAUUCUGAUGAUGUAAUUAUUUUUAUUAUUAAAGUUAAUAUCAGAAAAAUAAAAUAGUUUAUUAAAUAUAUUGAAAUCUUUAGUAGAAUGA
Molecule: messenger RNA, 770 nt
Organism: Paramecium pentaurelia
Lineage: Eukaryota; Ciliophora; Oligohymenophorea; Peniculida; Parameciidae
Source: the annotation of a GenBank genome assembly